AAAACAUAUAAUGUAUCAUCUUUAAAAAUACGCUAUAUCAUACUGCAAUAUUGACAGAAUUGUGACCAAAUUGCUUAUAAAUAACAAGGUGUGGAUUUCAACUUAGUGGACGCAAUCUUCGCAAUGGCCAAAGAGUAAAGUAUAACAAUAACACAAAUCUAACCCAAUACUCACGAUUCAAAGUCCCGCUACAAAAUGGCCACUACCCACGUGCUUCUGUCUAUAAUCAGCAUCUCCAUUCAUUGGAUGAAUCAUGAAGUCAAUGGCGUCAAAUUAACCUGUCAAAUACGCUAAACGUGCUCGACUUUACGUACGCGUAACUUUGGAACCAAUGGAUUCAGCAUCUUAAAACUUGCAUUUUCGAAUUCUACACGUCAAUGACUACAAGACUAAAUAAAAAAGUUAAUAAUAUUACGUUUACUAAAACGAAGUUCAGUCCUAAAAGAAAUUUUAAAGUAGUUUUAUAUUAUAGAAAUUUAUAUAUAAAUAAUUGUAAUUGAAUUAAUACCAAUUAUAUGACUGAAACAUUGACAUUAUAAUGCAAUAGCAAUACAAAAAUUAAAACAUUUACAUUCUUUAUAAUUAAUAUUGUAAAAGAAUUAUAGUAUUACAAAGAACCUGAAAAAUAUUUUAAUAAAUUGCUAUAUUGUAUAAAAAUGUUGUAAUUGUUUAUAUAUAAGUAAAAAUAUGAGCACACAAAGAGGAAAUGCUAACCGAUCAAGACCACAAAAGUAUCAGAAUCAAACUGUUUUCAAAAACGAUUUACAUGACACAUCAAAUAAAACAAAAUAUAUUAAUAGCAUUCAAGUUGUACAUGUAUGUGAAAGGUGUAAACAGAUAAUUGAGUGGAAAAUUAAAUACAAAAAAUAUAAACCAUUAAAAGCAGCUGCAAAAUGUAUCAAAUGCGAACAGAAAACAAUAAAACAUGCUUACCACAACAUCUGCAUACCUUGUGCUAUACAAUAUAAAGUUUGUCCGAAAUGUGGCAAUAAAAGUAACAUUGUUAAAGAAGAACCUGGUAUAGAAGAAACUAAUAAAUUAGAUAUGGAAUUACAGAAUCUGCUCAAAGGAUUAUCUGAAAGAAAACGUAGAACAUUCAUACGUUACAUGAAUAAAAAUGCUACAAGUAACAAAAAUAAAUGUAUCAAGGAAAACAGGGAAGAAGCUACAAAUGAAGAAAAGGAACCAAAAGAUAAUUGUAUCAAAAAAGAAAUAUUAUCUAAAGAAAAUUUGUUAUUAAAAUUAAAAUCAUUAAUGAUUAAAGAUGAUGAUAAUGGCUUGGAUAUUGUUAAUGAUACUGAUUCAGAUUUGUCUAUAUAGCAAAGUAAAAUGUAGUUUUUAGUAUAUCAAAAAAAAAGGAAGUAAUGAAUUCAAUAAUAAUUAUCAUAAAAAUGCGCUAUAUAUUUGCAACUGAUAUUAAAUUUUGACAUUUUAAACAAUUUGACAGUAUGAUUACUAUUAUUAUUGUUGUCAUUUCCUUGCAACAUUCUGUAUAACUCUCUUUUCCUUUUGCUUCCUUUAAUAAUAUAUAAUCCACAGAAUGGAGAUAAGAUAUUUUUUAAUUACUUUACAUAUCUCUUAUUCUGUAGCUGGAAAUAAAUUUACCAUAAUGAUUUUGAAUGCA
Molecule: messenger RNA, 1624 nt
Organism: Bombus impatiens (common eastern bumble bee)
Lineage: Eukaryota; Metazoa; Arthropoda; Insecta; Hymenoptera; Apidae
Exons: 3
Coding region: 688-1320 (210 amino acids)
Source: RefSeq, a predicted model, not a curated record